Messenger RNA from Phytomonas sp. Hart1, 1103 nucleotides. NCBI's taxonomy places the organism in Eukaryota, Euglenozoa, Kinetoplastea, Trypanosomatida, Trypanosomatidae. The record is from the annotation of a GenBank genome assembly.
GAACAUCACUUUUCAAAUUAUUCGAAAUUGGUAUGGAAAUGAGUUGAAUCAAAUAACGGUAAGUAUUACCAAUUCUGUCUAUAAUACUGCUAAUAAUACUAAAGAAAGUGAACUUGUGGAAGGAAUGCUUCGUUUUUUUUCAUCAUUUUCAAAUCACACAUCAUACUGGUGUUACAAGACGUAUCCACUUCACCAUGCGGUGCGAUCAAAGCAAUCGAAUAAAACGUUACAAAACCGAUUCAUCCCCUCAAAUGAUUUUACUCCUACAAACCAGGACGCGCGAUUUGUGAGUGAACAAAAACUACCACCCAGUGAACACGUGCCCAUCAUCACUUCCAGCAGUACCAGCGGUGGUGCUAGCACGGGUAGCAUACCACGCAUUCACGAGGAGCUUCGGAUUCUCAAAGACGAACUGCGAUCCACUCAACGUCAGCUUUUGCAGGCCCAGCUUCACCUCGCCCAAAUGGAGCACCAGCCUCUCUCACGGUUCUACACCACCGCGCUGGAGCAACUCGCGCGGCUAGACCGUGAGGCCCACGAAGAGGCAACCGCAAUGCGCUACACCGCGAUGGCCCUACAGGCCAGUCACGACCGUCUGGAGGUGGAGCUGCGGCGAGUGUUAGGGAUCGGACUGACCGCGGAGGCGAUCGAUGCGGCAGCCUUGGAGGCCUCCACACGCCAUUACAUCCGCGCAAACAUUGGGUUUCGUGUGGAACACGUCAGUGAGGAACCUGCGGUCUUGACAGCCGCCUCUAAGGUAGCCGCGAGCGCGGUUGAAUAUGAUGGUAUCGAGGAAAGUGGCACGAGUACCUCAGACCUCAACGAAAACAACAAAAAAUAACUCGGAAAGAUAUCCAUCUAGGAACGGCUGAUGAUAUAAGAACAGAAAGUGUCAUAAUUAAUUGCAGACAUUAGAGUUUUAACACUCCCAGCGGACGAAAAGACGACGAGGCGAAGGAGGUUUAUUUCUUUGUGUGUAUAUGCAUCUUCAUUUGGAUGUGGUAGUGAUAUUUUAUUGGCUCUACUUUAUUGAAAGUAAACUCCCUAUCUAACAACAAUUUACAUAGAACUAGUACAGCUGAAUUUUAAAAUAAUAAUAAUAA